UUCAGCUAUAAAGAACAGACCUCAGGUGUACAUGACAGCUUUUUUAACCUGAAAAAUGGUCAACUUUAACUAUUAAUAUUUCGCUUCGCGAGGCAGAGCAAUACUUUUUUUCUGUCAGAUUCUUUCGUUUCAUGCAAAAACGCGUCGAAUGAGCAUAAAUUUAUAAAAAUUGGAGCACAGGCUUACAGUGCCAAAAACUGACCUAACCUGCUCUGACUCUGCACUAGUGAUGCCAGAAUUGACCAGAAUUGGGAAAAAUUGAGAUGAUGUUUCCAAAUAAUAAAAGUGAAAUCGAAAUGUUUUGAAAUAUUUAUUUAUGCUUCCUGAUUGUAGUUGUCGCAUCAAGUGUAGACUUUUAUUUUCUGUCCAGAGAUAAUUGUUUGUAAAGUUAACAAUGGAUCAAGUAUACCGGCUUUAUGACCGUCAAACAUUACCAAAGAUUUAUCUGAAGGAUUACUUUCAGCAAUACAGUGAAUUACUAAAAUCCUAUAUGUGUCAUAAAAUAGACGAGCAAAGUGAAGAAAAAGUUUUCCAACUUAUGGGCACAGAUCUUUCUCAAACGAGGACACUUUUAAUGACACAUUAUUGCAGUAUUGAUAAUUUAACAUUACCAACUGAAGCAGCCAAUACAGAAGAACGAGAAAAACAGGGGUGGGUUAAUAUGCCUGCAAAUAUUUUAAAUAAUACUUCAUUAGAAACAAUUAAAGUAUUAAAGAUACUGUCUGAGGAAGUCUCACUGAAGCCAAAGUUUCAAAAUGGAAUUCCAAUUAAUUUUAAAAAUGAUGACUCAAAAUUGAUCUGUGAUACCAAACUAGAUUCUAUGACACCACAUGAAGAAUUUUUAGUUUAUGUCAGAAUCUAUGAGCCAUUUCAAAGCCAGCCUCGUUCUAUGGGAUAUAAACCAUUUAACACACCACCAGUUCUUAAACUUAAAAAUGUCAUAUCCAUACCGGGAUGUCAAACUCUUUAUGAAUUACGUCGAAAGAUAGUAUGUCAAUCUGAUCUAUCAAUUGCAACAGAAAUUAGUGAAAAUCCAAAUCAAAAGCCUGGACCAACAGCAAAACAUAUCUAUAAAUCGGGAUUUUUUUAUAUAGAAGAUACUUUUUAUAAUGACACUAGUGCGUCAGCCAACAUUGAUUACAGCAGUGUCAUAUUAGAAUGGGCAGCAAUUCGCGGUAUAGGCCCAUUUAAAGUUGCAUCAAUGGAUGUUAAGAUAAAUUCUCUUUGCGCAAGAUUUGGUUUUCCAUGGGUGUAUCAGCAUCAAGGUUGUUGUGAACACUUAAUCGUACUGUCAGAUGCCAGGUUAGUGACUGUGGAUGAUAUUUUGACGUUGUCUGCUUAUCCAAAAAUAGAAAGAAUAAGACCUCUCUUUGGGAAAAAUUGCAUUAUGUGUGGAAUACUCAAUGUACAUUGGAUUAUAACAGAACAUGACAGAAUUCCACAUGAUAUAAGUUAUUUCUGUAAUAAAUGUUUCAAAUCUUAUAAUUAUGUUGACAGUAAAAAAGUAGGAAACUUUAAAGCGUAUAAUUAUCCUUGUAUGCCAGAAUUAUUGUCUGUAAGAAAAUGCAGCAAUAUCUAGUCGUCUCUCUUCUAUUUAUU
Linepithema humile (Argentine ant) is the source of this 1599-nucleotide messenger RNA. Lineage: Eukaryota; Metazoa; Arthropoda; Insecta; Hymenoptera; Formicidae. The record is from RefSeq and is a predicted model, not a curated record.